Aspergillus eucalypticola CBS 122712 is the source of this 1332-nucleotide messenger RNA. RefSeq names its product amidohydrolase. Bases 1 to 1332 code for a protein of 443 amino acids. Gene Ontology annotation, molecular function: hydrolase activity, acting on carbon-nitrogen (but not peptide) bonds. The record is from RefSeq and is a predicted model, not a curated record. The transcript has a single exon. NCBI's taxonomy places the organism in Eukaryota, Fungi, Ascomycota, Eurotiomycetes, Eurotiales, Aspergillaceae.
AUGACGUCCACUACAGAUAUCAAACCCUGGCUCCGUCCAGAACCAGGAUACUAUGCUCUUACCCACGCCAAUGUCGUAGACGUUGCAAACGGUACAAUAUUGGAAGACCAGUACGUGCUGAUAUGUGAGGGAGUGAUUAGUUUUAUCUCAUCUUCUCUAUCGAGUCCGCCGCCCCCGGAAACGAUCAUAGAUUGCAGUGGCAUGUACAUCUGCCCGGGGCUAUUUGAUGCCCACGUGCACUUCGUCGCCGUUCCCGGCUUCAAAGAUCUGUCCAUGGCAUUUGGCAAUUUCAACGACGUAUCCCUCCUGCGACAGCCAUACGUCGCCACGCAAAUGCUUUACCGCGGGUUUACGAGCGUACGAGACUGCGGGGGUGCGCAGCUAGCCUUGAAAGAAGCAAUUGAAGACGGCGUAUUCCCCGGACCAAGAUUAUUCAUUGCCGGACACGCCCUUUCGCAGGCAGGAGGCCACGGGGAUAUUCGCGCCGCGCACGACCACGUGCAAUGCUGUGGAGGACACACCAACGGGCUCGGGCGCAUAUGUAAUGGAGUACCGGAAUGCAUGACAGCGGUUCGUGAGGAGAUCCGCUCGGGCGCUGACUUCAUCAAGAUCAUGGGCUCCGGUGGAGUGUCGACCCCGACAGAUCGGUUGGACCAAUUGCAGUUUACUAAAGCCGAGAUCCAGGCCAUGGUAGAAUGUGCUGAGAAUGCGGGCACUUAUGUUACAGCGCACGCCUAUACUCCGAAAGCCAUUAUGCAUUGUAUCGACAAUGGUGUAAAGGGAAUCGAGCAUGGCAAUUUCAUCACCGAGGAAGUCGCAAAAAUCAUGGCGGAACGGAAGAUCUACCUGACUCCGACACUUAUAUCUUACGCGCAGAUGGAUUCUGAACGUUGGAGGGGAUAUCUCCCCCCUGAUGGGCAGGCUAAGAAUACCGAAGUUUUGAGUGCUGGCAUGCAGAGCUUGAAAAUUGCGUCCGACGCGGGAGUCACGCUCUGCUAUGGAAGCGACCUGCUUGGUCCUCUGGGUAUAGCGCAGACUGGGGAAUUUGCACUCAGAGCGCAGGUUCUCAGCCCGCUGGCUGUCCUGCAGAGCGCGACCAUCAACCCAGCGAAGAUGAUGGGCCAGGAAACGCGGAUUGGCCAGAUCAAAGAGGGGUUUUUGGCGGACAUCCUUUUUCUCAAAAAGAAUCCACUUGAGGAUAUUACUAUCUUCGACCGGCCGGAGGAAUGUGUCCUUGGAGUGAUGAAGGAGGGUCGCGUGUACAAAAGUCGUUGCGAGGAGCUGACGGAGGAUGCGCACAUUCCAGUGAGGCUGACGCCAUCUAGACAGUAA